This is a messenger RNA of Molossus molossus (Pallas's mastiff bat), 1636 nucleotides long. It is a transcript of the gene ERICH1, whose product is annotated as glutamate rich 1. Bases 41 to 1171 code for a protein of 376 amino acids. The transcript is spliced from 6 exons. Lineage: Eukaryota; Metazoa; Chordata; Mammalia; Chiroptera; Molossidae. The record is from RefSeq and is a predicted model, not a curated record.
GGAACUUGGCCGCGCAGGGGUCGGGGGUCGUGCGAUCCGCAUGGCGGCGGCGCGGAGGGGCGUGUUUGUUGAAAAAGUACUGAGGAGACUUUUCCCUCAUGAUCCACGUGACCAAGGAAAGGAGACGUCUGUGCCGGCCGCCGCGGAGACCCUUCCCGAGAACGCGCGGCGCGGGCCGGUCCCCCCGCUGCCAGGUGGCAGCACCGGGACCCCGCCGGGCCGGCGGCCCUACACCGCGACCCCGCCCCCGGAGGGCUACGCGCCCGCCCCGGAGCCGCUGGGCCCCGCGGACUCCGAGGGCUCGUCCAGCAGCGCCGGCGCCGGAGAUCAGGACCCUUGUGGUCAGCCGAGGAGGAGAAGGGUGAGGAGGCACCGGUCCAAGCGACGGUCUGAAGACCCCGACAGCACCCACGGGGUGCGCGCCGCGGAAGGGGGACAGCAGAGUGUCUCACAGGGGAGCCCGCACCCACAGCACACAGAUGGCGCCACAAUGAGCAAGAAUAAGAAAAGGAAACUGAAGAAGAAACAGCAGAGGAGGAGGAGGGCAGCGGGCUCCCUCACGAAAGCCUCGGGCAUCAGCUUCCUCUACGAGCCCAGGGAGGGCGGCCCGGAGCCGGGAGACACGCGCGAGGACGCGGGGGACGCUGAGGACCACGGGGACCCUGGGGACGCCGGGCAGGGCCCUGGCAGAGGCUCUGAUGAGAAGGCAGAUAGGAUCCUCGAUUUUUUCAAGUCGACACAAGAAAUGUAUUUUUAUGACGGUGUGUCCAAGGACUCGGACCCGGCCUUCCUGGGCGCCGCCGAGCAGUUGUGUGACGACCUGGGCACAGGCAGCCUGCCCGCCGCAGACCUGCUGGCCCUGGACCACAUGCGGGCGCUGCUGUUCCUGCAGGACCCCGGGGAGCUGCAGCGCGCCCUGCAGGUGUUCACGGGGCGCUGCACCCUGCCGCCAGACCGCAGGUGCAGAGCCCACAGCCUCUCCCCAGGGCUCUGGUGGUGGCUCCGCGUCUGGGACAUUAGGCCGCAGAAAUCUGCAACACGCAUCGGAAAACCGGGCUUUAGAGCCGCUGGAGCUGGACAGCACUGUGCCGGACACGGAACAAUCUCGGACGCGGUUUCAGUUAAAGCAGGGUCUCCAGCCUCAGACGUCUCUGUCGCUGAAACAGACUGAGAUUCACCGACAGCAAAUCAGAUGAGUCAGGAAAGCAGCCCCGCUGGGCCCCGCGUGAUUGACAGGUGGAUGGCAAGGCCGGGAGGGGACUUGGUGACCAGGGCAGCCGCCCUGUGCCUGGCACGUUCUCCAGGAUUUGCAGGGACAGAAAAUGCAAAGCCUGUGAGAUGCCCCACAGCGGUGUGGCCUCAGAGGAGAAGGCAGGAAGGGUCCUGUGGGCGGAGGAGGUGACGGCUGUCACGGGCCCCCUGGGGCCACGCGGAUGUGCUGGUUCGUGGUCGGAGAGGACGGGGCUCCGGGGACUCUGGCACCAGGGCCACUGCACUGGGCAAGGCUUCCCGGCGGUCAGGCCAGGACUGAGGGGCUGAGAUCACCUCCCAGGGGGUGCAGGAUGGUGAGACCCAUGGAGGUUCGGAGUAGGACCAGCAGGUGUGCUGAAUGAGCAGGUGUGGGAUGUGAGAGACA